AUGGCAAAGGCCAUCUCGCCUUCGUACCAGGAAUCUCCGACAUCGACGCCAAAUACUUCCCCCAACGCCACAUAUUCUGGUUCAACGACCCCACUGAAUGAGCGACAGCGACAGAUUCUAAGCUCCGUCAAGGGCAGAGAGCUGACAGUAACCCGCCGCGAUUCCGCCAGCAAUGAUGUCUCGAAACGUGAACCCCAACACUCCAAACUGGUCCCCUUUGCCAGAGGCCUCCAAAAGCGCAGACAUGAUCGAAUCCCACCUUCGCGGACUCUCAGCCCGGUCGUGGGAGCGAUGCCCUACCAUCGGCCACACAUCCCAGAAUUCGUCUUCCGUGAGGCUAUUCCAAGUCUCAUCCUGCCCCAAGAUAUCUCGACGUGGGUCACGAUGUACUUCACCUCGCCCAUGGCCUACCACUGUUAUAACUAUAGCGAAGGCAUGUGGCUUGAUGUGGUACAUAACCGCCCAAUCCAACGAACGACACUCAUGCACAAAGCAAAGCUUCUACGCAUGGUCAAUGAGUACAUUGACAAUUUUGAGGAUGCUGACCUCGAGCUGCUCAUCAUGGGCAUGACGACCAUCUUCAAAGUGAGCACUGAUGAUGGCAGUACGUUUUUGAGUGGUCCGGAGCUGUUUACGCCUCACGCGGACCCAGACGAUCUUGGGAGGAUCCUCAAACGCAUGGAAACAGUCGUGCUCCACGCCAACGCGCUCAACCGACUCCUUGACGAAAGAGGCCCGGACACCCCCUUCGAGCACUUUCCGGGUAUCGAAGACAGCAUGCCACUCGUCGACGUGAUAAUCUCCUCCGCCCACGCCUGCAAACCCCGCUACCAAACCACGACCGCUCAAAUGCUCUCCCGCUGCCCCAACCGCCUAACCCCCUUCCCAGCACUCCCCUCCCCAUACAGCGAAGGCCUCGGCUUCCUCACCUCCGUCCCAGGAAGCCUUCCCCUGCAAGCCCUCAACGCCUACCGCAACCUCGCCACCCUCGACCGCCUCUGCUCCACAACCACCGUCCCCAACGCUGCGCACUUCAAAUACUUCGCCAUCGACCCGCGCGUCAACGCCGUCCAACACCAACUCCUCUCCAUGCCCCACUGGGACGUCCUCAGCGCCGACGACCAAGAAGACUCCUCGCGCGUCAUCUACGAAUCCUGCCGCAUCGCCUGCAUCCUCUACUCCAACUCCGUCAUCCACCCCGUCCCCACCACCGUCGGCUCCUGGCUCCCCUGCCUCCUCGGUGACCUCAAAUACCUCCUCCUGCGCUCCGGCGUCCCCAAGAAAGACCACGAUGCGGUCCCGCUGGCGAUUUGGGUGAGUUUUGUUGGAUGUAUGUGUUCGUAUGGCAUGAAGAAUGAGUGGGGGUUCUUUUUGCGGUGUUUGAGGGAGAUUGUGCGGGUUGCUGGGUUGGUGGGGGAUUGGGAGGGGGUGAGGCGGGUGCUGGAGAGGUUUCUUUGGAGUGAGAGUGCUUGUGCGAGGGGGGCGAGGGUGGUUUGGAGGGAGAUUAUGAAGGGGGUGGAUUGA
This is a messenger RNA of Zasmidium cellare ATCC 36951, 1524 nucleotides long. RefSeq lists its product as uncharacterized. The record is from RefSeq and is a predicted model, not a curated record. NCBI's taxonomy places the organism in Eukaryota, Fungi, Ascomycota, Dothideomycetes, Mycosphaerellales, Mycosphaerellaceae. The coding region runs from base 1 to 1524 and encodes 507 amino acids. The transcript has 4 exons.